AACAAAUGCCAAGGCACCGAGGAAGGCGGGGGGUGGGGGAGCCUCGUGGCUGGCUCUUCCCUCGCUCCUGCUGCCCUCGCACUCCAAACGGCGUCGCGCAACCGCAGGCGCUUCUGGUCUCAAUUAGGCGCUCUUGCUUGCGCCGGGCAUUCUUCGCCGGAGCUCUUCCUUGCAGCAGGCACCGACGGCGCUUCCCACCGGUUUGCGGAAUUAUCCCACGGCCAGGUCUGCGAAUCCCAGAUCCGAUCAUUUGAGGGGGGGUGGGGGGAGAGAGAGAGAGGAGAAGCUCCCCCACCGCCGCCUUCGAAGGUCCCACAUCUUAUUCCAGCCAGGGUACCCUCCUUCCGUCCAAAUUUACCAAUCCCCUCUAUCUUCCCUGCUGCUUUCCAGUUCCCGCUAAAUACUUGCCGAGACCCCCCCCCUCUUUUUUUCCCCCCUUUCCCUGUUGCAUCCAAUCUUUCCACCCGCAAAAGCUGCCAACUUAAUUGAGCUAAAAAUAGCCCCUCCUUUUAAAGGACCCUGCUCUGUCUCCCCCGAUCCCACAGUCUCUCUACUCCCCCCAGCUCCGCUCGGGAACUUCAGAGAGUCCCGGUCGACUGCAUUCCCAGCAGCCAAGGGGAUCGCUCAGCAGGUGAGAGGACAACUCCGAGGCUUGUGCGCGAAGGGACCUCUGUCUGCAGUGAUGCGCGCCGGCUUUCCCCUAUGGCUGCUGUGCUGCCUGUUCUUGGAGCUUCGGUGCCCCUCGAGACUGGCCCAGGUGGAGGCGCAGACUGUGCUGACGGAUGAUGAGAUCGAGGAAUUCUUGCAGGGCUUCCUGCAGAGCGUGGAUUCUGAGAACGAGGAGGAGGCCGAAGAGCAGGGAGCGGAGAAGGUGGCUCGAGGCGAGGAGGUGCCGGAAAACCCAGGGAGGCUCAAGCCUGCAGGGAGGGACAGAGGCCCAGCAGAAGAAGGCACACCAGAGAGGGUUAAGGAGAAGCCCAAGAAAGGAAAAAAGGAGAAACCACCUAAACCAACCAAGAAGCCUAAAGUGAGACCUUCCAGGGCUCCCAAGAAGGAGAAGCCUCCAAAACCCACCAAAAAGCCAAAGGAGAAACGUCCAAAGGCAACAAAGAAACCCAAAGAGAAAUCUCCCAAACCCACCAAAAGAACAUCAGGAGGAAAGAAAACUGAGAGGCUUCCUUUAGUCCAGCCACAUGAGGAGGAAGAGAGGUACCACUUGCCGGAGAGACCACUGGUCCCACCUCCAGCCAGAGAGGAAGACUAUUAUGAAAUGCCUGAUUCAUCCCGAUUACAUUCGCCCUAUGGGAAGGAAGAUGAGUUAGCUCGUCUGAAUGAAGAAGGGGGGAUAUCUUUGUUCCCAGAGGAGCCGACAGAACCACGAUGGGAUGAGGAACAGGAUCCAAGCAGGCAUCAGAUUGACUAUUAUGAACCCCCCACUGAUCCACAGGAGCCCAGGAGAGAGGACAGGAACCGUGAAAGUCGGCCAGAGUCCCCAGGAGAACGGGAGCCGCCUACACUGGAUUACAACGAGCAGAUUGAGCGCGAGGACUACGAGGACUUUGAAUAUGUUAGACGCCAGCACAAGCCCAGCAAACCACCAAAGAGGAAACCUGAGAGACCCAGGCCAGAGCCAGAGGAGAAGCCAAGCGAACCUGAAGAGCUGCCCGUCCCACCCUUUGAGAGUCAUUAUGAAGAAGGGUUUGAGCUUCCAGAUUAUGGGGACAUGGACUACGCUCUGCCUCACCUGAAGCCCAAGAAAUUCCCCAGCAAAACAGAUGAGGAAGAGGAGAUGGAGACGGAUGAAGAGAAACUCAAACUACAGAAACCUAAGAAGGGGGGUGGCAGCAGCAAGGAAGAGGAGGAUGGUGAUGUGGAUGGAGACAAAUGGGCAGAAGAAAAAACCAAGGAUCGGAAAGGAAAGCCAAAGAAAACAGGAGGGAAAAAAUGGGAGACAGAUGAGGAUGAGUGGACUCCAGAAGAGAAAAUAAAAUGCCCUCCCAUAGGAAUGGAAUCCCAUCGAAUUGAGGAUGAGCAGCUCUUAGCUUCUUCCAUGCUGCGGCAUGGUCUGGGUGCCCAGCGAGGUCGCCUAAACAUGCAGACAGGGUCCAAUGAGGAUGAUUAUUAUGAUGGAGCCUGGUGUGCAGAAGAUGACAGUCGUGUACAGUGGUUCCAGGUGGACACCAGAAGAACCACGAAGUUUACAGGAGUCAUCAUUCAGGGCCGUGAUUCUGCUGUCCAUGAAGACUUUGUCACCACCUUCUUUGUGGGCUUCAGCAACGACAGCCAGAACUGGGUCAUGUACAGCAAUGGCUAUGAGGAAAUGCUUUUUUAUGGAAACGUUGACAAGGACACUCCAGUGAUGACUGAAUUUCCAGAGCCGAAGGUCGCCCGCUUCAUUCGUAUCUACCCACUGACCUGGAAUGGCAGUCUUUGCAUGAGGCUCGAAGUAUUGGGCUGCCCCCUCUCCAGCAUCCAUAGCUACUACAGCCUUCAGAAUGAAGUGAUGACAUCGGUAGACAACUUGGACUUCCGCCAUCACAACUACAAAGACAUGAGACAGCUUAUGAAGGUGGUAAAUGAAGAGUGCCCCGACAUCACCCGCAUCUAUAACAUUGGCAAGAGCUCCCGAGGGCUAAAGAUAUAUGCCAUGGAGAUUUCUGACAAUCCAGGGGAGCAUGAACUAGGGGAGCCAGAGUUCCGCUAUUCUGCAGGAAUCCAUGGCAAUGAAGUGCUGGGGAGAGAGCUCCUGCUGAUGUUGAUGCAGUUUAUGUGCAAGGAGUACAAAGAUGGGAACCCCCGGGUGCGGAACCUGGUGACUGAGACCCGGAUUCACCUUGUCCCCUCGCUCAACCCUGAUGGCUAUGAGAUCGCCAGCCAGAUGGGCUCUGAGCUUGGGAACUGGGCUUUGGGGCACUGGAAUGAGGAAGGAUAUGAUAUCUUUGAGAACUUCCCUGAUCUCAACAGCAUCCUAUGGGCUGCAGAAGAGAGGAAAUGGGUUCCGCAUAAAGUCCCCAACCAUCACGUUUCCAUCCCUGAACACUACCUGGCAGAGGAUGCCUCAGUGGCAGUGGAAGUGCGAGCCAUCAUGGCCUGGAUGGACAAGAUUCCUUUUGUUCUUGGUGCCAAUUUUCAUGGUGGGGAAAAGUUUGUCUCCUACCCCUUUGACAUGGCUCGCCCUGCCAGUGAGAAUGAAGUGGCCCCUGCAGUCCACCAGGACUAUGAGGAAGAGAACCCGGAAAUCAAAGAGACCCCAGACCAUGCCAUCUUCCGCUGGCUGGCCAUUUCCUAUGCUUCAGCCCAUCUCACGAUGACCGAGACCUUCCGUGGGGGAUGUCACAAUCAAGACAUGACCAAUGGGAUGGGGAUUGUCAAUGGCGCCACGUGGCAUCCACGUGCAGGCAGCAUGAACGAUUUCAGCUAUCUCCACACCAACUGUCUGGAACUCUCCAUCUACACAGGAUGCGAUAAAUACCCCCAUGAAAAUGAAUUGGCCCAGGAGUGGGAAAAUAACAAGGAGUCAUUACUGACAUUCAUGGAACAGGUGCAUCGUGGCAUCAAGGGUAUGGUGAAAGACCAGCAGGGAGACCCCAUUGCAAAUGCCACCAUCUCUGUUGUGGGGAUCAACCAUGAUGUACAAACAGUCAGCGGGGGUGAUUACUGGCGCAUCCUGAACCCUGGGGAAUACCGCGUCACAGCCAAGGCUGAUGGCUACAAUCCCAGCGUCAAAACUUGCCAUGUCUUCUAUGACAUCGGAGCUACCCAGUGUGACUUCACCUUGACCCGCUCCAACUGGAAGCGCAUCCGAGAAAUCAUGGCCAUGAAUGGAAACAGGCCCAUCUGGAGGCCUGGGUCUGGCCAGUCUAUGACACCCAGAGAACGCCUUCGCUGGAGGAUGAGGAUGCGGCAGAGAGCACGCUUGCGCCAGCAGAUGCGCAACCGCCUGAUGCGCAACGCCACCAGCAGUGCUCCUACCACUCCUCUCCCAACGACAGCCUUCCCCUUCCCAUUCAGCAGCACCACACUCCCACCCUGGAGUAGAGAACCUCCUACCACUGAAGAAGCAACCACCUGGGAAACUGAGGUCUACACAGUGGUGGUAACUGACUGGGAAACUGAUGUCACAACAGAGGCAGAUGCCUGGGAGGAGACCACAGGCACUCCUUUCCCUAUGACCACAGCAGAGACGUACACAGUGAACUUUGGAGAUUAGUGACAGCCAGCAAGCUUGCUAUGACUCUUGCCCUUGAACACUGAAAUUCCAAAAGCUGGUUCCCCCCCUACAUGUACCCCUUCAAGAGGAAACCAUGUCCAUUCAUCGUAGCACAGUAGGUGCUUUUGCUUUUAGAUCCCACCAAGAAACCUGCUGCUUUGAGCAGGCUGCUAUAAGCCAUAGCAUUUACAUCAUCACCCUUCUUAAAUUUGCUUGGGAUGUAAGAAUUUCACUUUCUCAGAGGCAUAUCCUUCCAACUCUAGAAGCCUUUAAAUUGCCAAACUAGGAAGUUCAUGUGAGAAGGCAAUCAGGAAAGCUUUAAAACAUUUGGACAAGGGCUGAGAAUUGAUGUUUAAAAUGGUUGAGAGAUUAAUAAGUCUAUCUCUGGCCAGCAGAAAUGCCAGUGAAGUUCAAAUUAGGUUUCUAAAUGCUUCAACUGUAUUUUUUAAAAUCUUCAGCUUCAUGUUUUGUUGCAACAGAAAGUGAUUCUGUGGAAUCUAUCCGAUUGUUCACUAUAGAGCAGAUCAUCUUUUUCCACCUGUAAGCAGUUCUUAACAGCCAGUAUUUUGCUCCUGCCAUGAAUGAAACCACAAGUAAUCAAGAGAAAAAGGGAAUGAAUGGGCCAAGUUCAGAACUGUGGGGUGCUGCCCGGGAGGCAGGUAGAGUGCCACUUUGGCCUUUUAAACACUUUUUAUAUUAAUAAAAUGAAUUAUUAAAGAAGCU
Molecule: messenger RNA, 4933 nt
Organism: Heteronotia binoei (common prickly gecko)
Lineage: Eukaryota; Metazoa; Chordata; Lepidosauria; Squamata; Gekkonidae
Gene: AEBP1
Product: AE binding protein 1
Exons: 22
Coding region: 683-4210 (1175 amino acids)
Biological process (GO): negative regulation of transcription by RNA polymerase II; proteolysis
Molecular function (GO): DNA-binding transcription repressor activity, RNA polymerase II-specific; RNA polymerase II transcription regulatory region sequence-specific DNA binding; zinc ion binding
Source: RefSeq, a predicted model, not a curated record